Molecule: messenger RNA, 3309 nt
Organism: Rotaria sp. Silwood1
Lineage: Eukaryota; Metazoa; Rotifera; Eurotatoria; Philodinida; Philodinidae
Source: the annotation of a GenBank genome assembly
AUGGCAGCUUCGAAUGGUAUUCAAAUACCAUCGAGUACCUUUAUAGAACCACAGUAUACAAAUGACCAACAACGUAUACUAUUAAAUAAUGAAGAACUUCGAACGAGAAAUCGUGAACAAUUAAUUGAAAAACUUGAACGGGUCAUUCAAGAAAAAAAUGCUUCCAUUACCAAAAUUGAAGAACGUGAACAAUACUUAGAAGAUACACUUAAAAAACGUAAUAUAGAAUUUCGUGCACUUGAAGAACAAUUACGACAAUUCGAAGAGAAGACACGAACAUUUGAACAACUACAUCAAUUACAAGUACAUACUUUUGAAAAAACAAUACGCGACUGUCAGAUUGAAAAUGAACGUUUGUGUGAACAUGUUCGUGAUUUAACAAAACAAUUAAGAGAAAAAUCAGAUUAUGCAGCUAUUAAUCAAGAAAAAAUUCUGACAUUUGAUCGUAUUGCUGCUGAUACUCAACUUUGGCGGCAAAAACUUGAUUCAUAUAAAGCAACAAUUGAAGAACGAGAAGAAGCUAUUGUUAAUCUUAAAAAAGAAGUCAGCGACUUACAAAGGAGAAAACAAACUAAUACAGAUUUGGAAGAUAGUUCAUUACGAGUACAAAUAACAACUCUUCAAAAUACUCUACGUCAUCGUGAUAAUGAAAUCGAACAUUUAAAAUUAACUCUUCGUCAAGUACGAGAUAAAUUACUACCAGAUCAAUUAUCUUCAGAUAAUCGUUGGAAAAGUUGUAGUGAAAAUAUUGGACGAAAUUCAUCCAUUGGAAAAUUACAUCGAUCUUCAUCUCCAAAGAAACGUUGUACAUCUCCUCCAGUUCGUGAUAAUACAUCAUCACCUCCAUUAGAUGUUGAAUAUUUAAAAACAAAAAUUCGUACAUUAACAGAUCGUUUAGCAAAUGUUCAACAAUUACUUGUUAAACGUGAUGAACAAAUAGCUACAUUAAAAAAAGUUCAUGAUAAACGUUGGCUACGUCUUAAACAUUUACAAAAACAAUAUCGUUCAAUUAAAGAUGAAUUACAAUCCUAUACUGAUGAUGAAUUAUUACAAAAACAAACAAACAAUGAUUAUUUUUAUGGUAAAGCUAUACGAAAAACUAGAUCUGGUUGUUCUGUAUGUUAUAAUCAACGACGAAAAAAACAAAUAGGUACAAAUAGAAAAAUAUUUAAACAAGAAGAUGAUGAUAAUGUUUGGAAUGAAGUAACAAAAUUACGACGUGAAAAUACAAGAUUAACUAAUGAAAAUUUAAGUUUACAUGAAAAAAUUGAUUUACAAGAAGUUGAAAUUAAUGAACAAACAAUUGUUAUUAAUGAACUUCGUAAUGAAAUUCAAGUAUUAAAUGAUAAAGAUGAACGCUCUCAAUUAAAAAUACCAUCACCAUUAAUAAAUAAAACUAAUGAUAAUCAACAACGUUUUGUUGAAGACUUUAAGAAAAAAUUAUAUGAACUUGAAAAUGAACGAACAUGUUUAAUAUUUGAACAUGAACGUUUAAAAACUAAUCUUGAUUUAUGUAUUGAUGAAAAACAACAUUAUAUUCAACAACAAAAACAAACAACAAAUGAAAUAAAACGACUUAAACUUCGUAUACUUGCAUUACAAGAUCAAAUACAUAAAUUAAAACGAAAUGAUCAAACUAUUAAUAAAAAAACUUUAAUAAAUUCAUCAUCAACUAUAAAAAAAAGAAUAAUAAAAAAGAAAUCAAAAAAAUCAUGUUUAGAAAUGUUACUUGAUCAAAAUCAAAGUUCAACAUUUAUCGAUGAUCUUCAAAAUGAAUCAUCAAUUCUUUAUCGAACAUCACCAUCAAAAUCUGAUAGACUUGAUAUAAAUCCAUGGCGACGACAACGACAUCGUACAUGUAGUCUUUGUGAUAAUCAUACUCAAGCUUCAUUAAUGAAACGUAAACGCCGACCAUCAAUAUCAUCAACAAUACCAAAACGAAAAUACGGUCCAUUAAAGAAAAAUAAUAAUAAUAAAAUUCGCUUAGCAAAUUCUUAUCAUCAUGAUUCCUAUUUACAUCAUAUUAGAAAACCUUCAAUACCUUCAACAACACAAAAAACUCCAACAAGAAUUGGAGGAAUGCGUAGACGUAUUGAACAAUUAGAAAUGAAUCUUGCUGAUUCGAGAGAAGAAAAUGAACAACUUACUCAACGCUUAUCAACAACACUUAGUCGAAUUAAUGUUCUUAAAAUGACAAAUCAACGACUUGCAAAUGAAUGUGAUAAAUUAAAAAAUGAUCAUCUCACUCAAUUAACAUUACCUGGACAAGAAACUCAACGUAAUGAUUCUGUCAGUUCUGAAAGUGGUGAAAAUAUUGAUAAUUUAUAUACACGUCUUAAAAAUACUUCAUUCGAUGCGGCUCGACAACGAAAAUUAAAUAAAACUUUACAAACAGAUAAUGAAACAUUAACAAAAAAUCUUCAAUCAUUAACUGAAAAAUUGACACAUACAGAACGUGAUGUAGCAAGUAAACGAAGUUUAAUUGAAAAUUAUAAAUCUCGAUUGAGUGAAUUGGAAACAACUGUUAAUCGUUCAAAUGAAAAAAUUACAAAUGAAAAUGAUGAAGAAAGACUCAAAUCAUUAACAGAAACAAUGGAAAAAUUACGAAUUUCACUUGAAUCACAUAAAAAUCGUUUACAAGCAGUAACACGAGAAAAACAAACUCUUGAAACACGUUAUGGUCAAUUGGUUGAAGAACAUCAGAUAUUAAAAACACGUUUUGAAGAUAUUCAAAUCAAACAUCGUUCAAGUGAACAACAACUUCGACAAUAUCGUCUUAAUCAAGAACAGUUAAAUCAAGAAUUAUUAACAGCUCGUCGUUCAUCUGAACAACAAUUAUUAGCAUUAAAUACAAAAAGUCAAGAUGCAUUAAGUAAAAUUACAUUAGAAUUAAAUCGUACACAGCGACGUUUAAACGAAUAUGAAAGAUUUACUAAUGGUUUUCUUCAUGAAAUGAUUCGACGAAGUAUACAAAUGAAUGAUAAUCUUAAACGAGCCCGUGAACAUCAAAGACAACGGGAAUCAUUUUCAAUGACAUUGCCUGGAUAUGACACAGCAAUGAAUACUGCUAGUAAAAUAUUAAAUUUAACUCAAGAUGAUCUAGAUGAUAUUAUGUCUACAACAGACGAAAGUUUUCAAGCACAUUCUAAACCUGAUAAUAUCGAUAAAAAUGAAAAAAUACGACAAAAAGUAUCUAAAUUACUUGUUUCACAAGAAGAGUUUGCUGGUAAACUUUUGAAAAUAUUCAGUAAAAAAUUAGAUGAAAUACAAGAAGCAGACCGAAAUUUAGCCACUAUUCGAAAUACAUAA